ACAGGGACGGGGACAGGGACGGGGACGGGGACGCUCCGGCUCUCGCCUUUAUUUUGGGUUGAGGGGCGUAGCUGUGUGUGUGAGAGAGACACGGAGUGAGUUGGUUGGAAGCGCCACGCAGAUUCACCGUAAACUGUCGUGUUUUUUCGUGAAAAGUUCCGAACAUUCGUCGCGCGCUCUGCUGCGCGUUAGCUGACACAUUAACGUUUACCUAAAAAAAAACAGCCGUUAAAUUCGACCCAAAACUGCCGCGGCUGAGUUUUGUUUUCGUCAAAGUUCGACCGUUUCUCGUGUUUUUCACUUCUGUCGGUUCACGUUAGCAGGAGCGCUGAGCGCUAACCGUAGCCGUACCGUUCCCCCCGCCUCUCCUCCCUCAGACAUGCCGUUAGCCAGGCGCCGGGGCUCGGCCGCGUCUCUCGCGGUGGUGCCGCGCGGGGACUUUCGCUAGGCAGCGGCGGAGAAACACUCCUCCUCCACCUCCUCCUCCACUCGGUUCCGUUUUCGGUCGCCAUGGAGCCGGCGGGCUGCGUGAACAUCGGCAGCCUGACGAGCGCUCUGCCCGUGAUCCCCUACCGCAAGCUGACCGACCUGCACUACAUCAGCAAAGGCGGCUUCGGCACCGUGUUCCGGGCUCAGCACAGCGACUGGAGGACCACCGUGGCCAUCAAGUGCCUGAAGCUGGACUCGCCCGUCGGGGAGAGAGAAAGGAAUUGUUUACUGAAAGAGGCUGAGGUGCUUCACAAGGCCCGGUUCAACCAUAUCAUUCAAAUCUUCGGUGUGUGCAACGAGCCGGAGUUCUUCUGCAUAGUCACAGAGUACAUGACCAAUGGAUCUCUGGAUGAACUUCUGCAUGAGAAAAACAUGUACCCGAUGGUGGCCUGGCCACUGAGGCUUCGCAUUCUGUAUGAAAUUGCACUAGGGGUCAACUUCCUCCAUAACAUGACCCCUCCGCUGCUCCAUCACGAUCUGAAAACACAAAAUAUUCUUCUGGAUGGAGAGUACCAUGUGAAGAUUGCUGAUUUUGGCCUUUCUAAAUGGCGCCAGCUCUCAAUCAGCAAAGGGUCUGGCUCAAAGCCUGCCGAGAUGGGCGGCACAGUCAUCUAUAUGCCGCCUGAGGAGUACGAACCCAAUAAAAGCCGGCGAGCUGAUGUCAAACAGGACAUGUACAGUUAUGCCAUCAUCAUGUGGGAAGUCCUGUCGCGACGGAUACCGUUUGAAGAUGCCACCAACCCCAUGCAGAUCAUGUUUAGCGUUUUGCGGGGACUGAGGCCCGAUACAGGACCGGACAGUCUGCCGACGGACAUCCCCAGCAGGGAGACCCUCAUCAGCCUCAUGACCAAUGGCUGGACCGCCAACCCAGACGACCGGCCCUCUUUCCUCAGCUGUCUUAUCGAACUGGAGCCCAUGUUACGGAGGUUUGACGAGAUUGAUGUCCUGGAGGCAGUACUGGAGGUCAAAAGGUCAAAGUUUAUGCGGCCGCUGAGCAGCAGCCAGUCGAUACCAUCAAAUGGGAAACCAGUGGGAGAAAAGUGUUUGAAGUUGCAAAGUACUCCCUGGCCAGACAACAGCUCCACAUCUGGAUCAGGGUCCUGCUCCUCCCAGGAGACAGAUAUGUCCCAGCCAGGCUUUCUUACCAUCUCAAAUCCUUCUCAUGGUACACACAGACCCUUGUUGUCAGUUUUGUCUUUGCCCUUGGAUGCUCCAAAGCCUCUGAUUGAUCAGAGCUCUCAAAACAACCUGAACCCAGAGUACCAGACGGCCCAGCCCAUCUCUGCAUUCAACAUCCCUGUUAAACCCCACCCUCCUCAAAGUGAAAGCGACCUGCCCCUAAAUAUCCACCCACUCACCCUGCAGACACACCAACAAGACUUCCCGUCGCCGUCGGACAGCCAGGGCCCGGCAGCACGCUGGAUUAGUUUGCGGCGGGAGGAGGUGGUACGGCAGAUGACUGAGGCAUGUUUGAACCAGAGCUUGGACGCACUGCUGGCCCGUGAGCUGCUGAUGCGCGAGGACUACGAGCUGGUGUCCAACCAGCCCACGCGCACUGCCAAAGUGCGCAAGCUGCUGGACACGUGUGAACGCCACAGCGAGGAGUUUUGCCGCAUAGUAGUGCGGAAGCUUCAAGAGAACAAGCAGAUGGGCCUUCAGCCCUUUCCAGACCUCACCUCUCCAACACCUCCCCCACCCUAUAGCGCCCCCAGCGCUCCUUUCCUCUCCACCUCCUACAACAACACCCGCAACAUGUUCUGAUCCUCCAAGCCCUUUCAGCCUUCCUCUGAACUGGACUCCUGUGAGGUUUGCGUCUUUUGGAAUAGACAUCUCCUGAAAGAUGGAUCACGUUUUUUGUUCCUUUUUUCAGGUUGUUUUUGCUUUUUUUUUGUGAUUGGAUACUUGCCUUUGGGGUACAUUGUUGGAAUUUUUCACAUCAGCCCUUGUCAGAGCUUCUAGGCCCUCUCUCCUCCUGAUGUGGAACUACAGCCCCAGUUAUUUCAUCAGAACUGGUUGCAUUUGCUGUUGUGGGACACAAGGUUGUUGGAACAUUUGAUCGGCAAAUAUGAACAUAGCGAAAGCUUUCUGUCCCACUGACUUUGCCAGCAUUGUUUUGCCACGACUCGGUGAAAACCUCUUUUAUUCAGCAAAUUUUGUCUUCCUCUUGAAACCCAUGACUUUUCCCAUGACAUGCACUUAAACAAAGCUCUUACAAUGUAGCUUUUUUACGCUGUCCGAAUCAGUUGGCUUUGCUGAAAUUUAUUAUUUUUUCCUUCAUAGCAGUUUUAGGCCAUUUAUUAGUCUGAUGAAAUUUGUAACAGUUGUCAUACCUAAAAUAAUAUUGUUAAAGUCAACCAGGUAUCUGGAUUCUGAUCAAAUUUAGUUUGGCUUCUUGUGUUUGUCUGUAUGGAAAUGGCAGCUUUUGAAUAGCGUGCACAGUCAGCGGCAGUGUCUGAAAUUGAAACUUGCUUGUCAUGUACAGUUUUAGGUUUCGGCCGUUCUGUAGCUUGCCUCACCUCAGUACACUACUUAUUACUCACAGUGAUCCGUGAUUUAACACACCAAAAUAAGAUACAGGUUUCCUGAGUGGAGCAUCGCAUUGUUGAAAUGGUGCCAGAGGACGCUAAUACUAAUGAAAUUAGCCUUUACUAAUGCUGUUGCAAAUUAUUCAAGCAUUUGAGAAAGAAUGCACAUUGAUGUGCAAUGCUUACGUUGGCAUUAACUAAGUUUAAGCAUCAGACGCAUGGCAGGUUACCAAGGCACUGUAGCAGCGCGCAACAGAUUCCUCCAUCCAGAGCUGUGAUGUAAAACCUCAUACUUUCUCACCCGCAGCAGUUUGAGUAUAGGAACUACUGAGCAAGUAAGUGAAUAAGCGAUUUCAAGCACUCUUAUUGUUUUGCAAGUUAAUAUUUACCAGCCUUACGGACUUUUUUCCAGGAGGAAAUGGGAUUCGUCACUCUAUUUGGAUGAAUUUUUCCAUUCUUUGGAAUACCAGACAUGGCUUGAAUUUAUAGUCAAUCUGUUGGAAACAGUAAGUAGAUGGACACGAGGAGACAACUUCAACCGAACAACCGUGCUUUCUGCAGCAAAACGUUAACACUGUAGCAAACUGUCAACUUUCUCUGUUCGUUUCAAAAGGACAGACAAACCAAUGCAGCCAGCCAAGCACUUCUGAUAUACUAUAUCUAUGGACUGAACACUGGUGACCGAAUAUGCUGCUCUGGGGACUGUGGCUCAGUGCCUUAGCCAGCAGAGCCCAUACUGAGAGGAAGAGUGCUGCAACACGUCUCCGGAUGUCAUGUUUAUGAAAGAAUAUUUAGUCCUGACUGUAAUAAGGGACUGUUGAGUCAGAUCAGCUGGUUCUUGCCAUUUUUAACCUUCACAGCCAGUUCCACCAGUACCUGUUGUGUCUUUGCGUUGCAACAUUGUAGAAUGUGUCAAAGUUUACACCAGAAGAGCCAGAUAAAAAGGUUCUUCGCAUACCUUUUUUCGUUCUCACCCUCCAUGCUGUUUUUGGCAUGUGGCCUAGUUGUGUUCUGAGCUUCACUGGAUUGGAUUAGCAGAAUGAACUCUUAAUGCUUCGUGGGUAAAGCCACCUAAUAGCUGCGUUCCAAAGCCUAGGCUGCAGCCGAGAUGUGCGUUGUCUACGAAGACUCCUUAGUAGCCUGUUGGUCACACCAAUGGAACAGACCUCACGAGGCUGCGUGGUGACAUCACCAGAGCGGCACGAAACUCCUGAGGGAACUGGUGAAAGAAAGUGGAGCCCGUUGCGUUGAGUUUGUUGCGUUUUUCAUUUCCUCACGGAAAUGGAGGAGAAUGUAGUAUGAUGAAAUACAUAUACACAAAUACUUCUAAAUAAACUACGAUAUGUGGACGAAUUCUUUAAUUAAUCAGUGAUUUUACAGUUUAUAAGGUAACGAAGACGAAUGUAAAUACGUGAACAACUUACAUUUUAAAACAAGCUCUGCUCCAACCGCUUUGUUUUCUGCCAUUUUUGUGGUGCUGUUUUGUUUCUCCUUCGUGUCGCGCAGAGAACUGUGGGUAACCAAAGGCAUCUGAUGCAUCCUUGAAAUCACUUCGAACGUAGGCUGCAUUUCUAGGCUGUACGUGAAGAAUCCUUCACUUUGAAACGGCCUGCGAUGACGUAGCAGCCGAGAAAUGCAGCCUAGGCUUUGGAACGUAACUAAUGUAAUGGGAGCUUUUCGCUCAUUCUCUCAGCUGGUCUGUGGAUUGUUUUGGCUUUAUCUUGUGCUUUUACAUUGGCAUUUUUUGGGAAAAACAUGCCUUGCCUGAAUUCUGUUCUGGUCUCUGCUUGGAGCGUUUAUUCCUUUGUCAGUGUGCAUGCCCUGGCUAUAAACUCUGCCUUCAUUUAGCUACCUAGGAGAGCACUAAGCUGAUCUCCCACCACUGUAGCGCUGGACGACUCCCACAUAGCUGCCGGUUUGCUCAGUCUUCCCUAAGGCUGCAAACCACACCUUCUUUUCAUGCUGCAAACGUCAGGCUAUCUUGCGAAGUCAGUUAGUUGGAUAGGCCGCACUUUGUAAUGAUGUUUGGACUCUCCUCAGCCUUGAUUCACAGCUGUUUGGCCUGCAGGUUUAGGUUUAGAAGUAUUUUUUUCACUCCUCUAAAUCAGUAUCAUAAACGUUAUUUGCACUGUGUCCCUCCUGAAUUGGCUCAUAAUUGUAAUCGCUUCUUUUUGUAAAGUACUGUGCCAAUUCUUAGGUGCUGUGUGGCUGAAUACAUUACUGCCUUUUAUAAUUCUGGUUAUUAGAAAAUCAUUGCAAUACCAUUUUCACUGAACAAACAAACCCAGUGCCAAAUGUAUUGUGGCAGAAUUGUCCAUUGCCUUAAUGUACAGGCUAGGCCUAAAUUAAGAUGAUUUACUUUUUCUCUAAUGGUGUCAUUCCUUUGUCCUGUUUUAUUUAUAUAUAUAAAAAAAAAACAUUUUAAGUGCCACAUCUUUGGGUGGCUCUUGCCUUUCCUCUGUAAGACUGGACGCUGUCAUCUCUCCAGAACCAUGUGCACAUUACUAAUAAUGUAUAGCCUAUGUAGCAAUGUACAGGUGGCAGGGAUAUGAUUUUUCUGUAUGUGUUCUGUACAUGAAGAGGAACUUCCAGAAAAGGCUUAUCUUUGAAGGGAUGUUAUUAAAAUGUGUAAAAUUC
Messenger RNA from Colossoma macropomum (tambaqui), 5651 nucleotides. RefSeq names its product receptor-interacting serine/threonine-protein kinase 2-like. Gene Ontology annotation, molecular function: JUN kinase kinase kinase activity; ATP binding. Gene Ontology annotation, biological process: innate immune response; positive regulation of apoptotic process; positive regulation of canonical NF-kappaB signal transduction. Bases 511 to 2250 code for a protein of 579 amino acids. The transcript has 11 exons. NCBI's taxonomy places the organism in Eukaryota, Metazoa, Chordata, Actinopteri, Characiformes, Serrasalmidae. Gene Ontology annotation, cellular component: cytoplasm. The record is from RefSeq and is a predicted model, not a curated record.